Molecule: messenger RNA, 1277 nt
Organism: Cloeon dipterum
Lineage: Eukaryota; Metazoa; Arthropoda; Insecta; Ephemeroptera; Baetidae
Product: glycoprotein-N-acetylgalactosamine 3-beta-galactosyltransferase 1-like
Exons: 8
Coding region: 135-1241 (368 amino acids)
Cellular component (GO): membrane
Molecular function (GO): N-acetylgalactosaminide beta-1,3-galactosyltransferase activity
Source: RefSeq, a predicted model, not a curated record
UAAAUGCUUAACGCGGUGGACGACACAAAUUGGCUGUGUGAUUUAAAUCCGGGAGACGUGUCAGUGUCAUUUUCCCCAGUCUGCUUUCGUCGCGCCAACCAUACAGAGCACAGAGCGCGAGUCGAAAUUGUAUCAUGGAGCGGCGAUUGCGGUUUGACUCGCCGUCAUUUAGCUAUCAAUACAUCUUUACUGUCGGCCUCUUUACCGGAAUUAUCGCUGGCUUUGUUGCAGCAGUCCUCAGGAUAAAUCCAAUGUCAAAAAAUUUCGUUUUGCCAUCGGAAUAUGAUAAAUAUGCGGAGAGCGAUAAAAUUCAGAAAUCACUUUCAAUGGUCGCCAAUUACCAGCUACGGCCAGAAUCGACCAUUCCUCGGGAUCUGCUUCAAAGAGCCGAGGAGGAUCUGGCAAAAUUAAUAGCAAAGGAAGUCAAUAUUUUGUGCAUGGUGAUGACGAACGCGACGCAAAGAGCAGCAUCUGAGCAUGUAAAACGCACUUGGGGCCGGCAUUGUAACAAUUUAAUCUUCAUGAGUGAUAUAGAUGACAAAUCACUGCCAAGUGUAAAAGUUGUCGACAAGGCAAAGAGAGAAGGCAGGUGGGCAAAAACUAUCAACGCAUUGAAGUACGCUUACAAAAACCAUCACUUUGACUGGGUUAUCAAAGUGGACGACUCAAAUUUUGUGUUCGUAGAGGAUUUGCAGGAGAUGCUUCUACCAUAUUCACCAAAAGAGCCCUUGUAUUUCGGCUUCAGACUCAAUCCAGUUCUCCCUCAAGGCUACAUGAGCGAAAAUGCAGGAACUGUCCUCAGCAGAGAGAGUGUGAAACGGCUGGUUAAAUCCGCUUUUGACGGAGCCAGCAAAGAAUGUCCGAAAUCGGACGAUAAUUUUCCACCCGAUGUUGAUUUAGCUUUGUGUUUGGCUGCCGUUAAAGUGGAGGCCGGCGACUCUAGAGAUUGGGAAGGCAGACACCGAUUUUUCCCUCUUGACGUCGCGGCGCACACCUUCGCGGAGCCAACUAAGUACAAGUGGUUUUGGUCGUACACAUUCUGGCCGGUUUUCAUAGGAAUCGAAGGCUGCGCAGAUAAGCCAGUCUCUUUUCAUUACAUAAAGCCGGCAGCCAUGUACAUGUUUGAGUAUUUGGCCUAUUACGUGCGGCCGUUUGUGGUCAACUCUUUAGAAAUCAAUACUCCAGCACCAACAAUCAUGCCCCCGCCGAAUGUGACCUCGUCAAGUACUACUAAAAAAUAAAAUUGUUUAUUUGUUUGUAAUAAAGACAAUUUUUUG